AUGCUCUACUUUGCCUAUGGAAGCAACAUGGCGCUGGCGCAGAUGAGCCAUCGCUGCCCUCGGAGCAAGUUCGUUGGACGCGGCAUUCUGUACGGCUAUCGCUGGCAAAUCAACGAGCGCGGCUAUGCCAACGUUGUCAAAGUCGAGGACACGGCCAAGGCCGGCAGCACCAAGCUUGCAACGGGUGGCGGUAUGACCGCAAACCACAGACCAAGUGCACCCACCGGCGCGUGUGUCCAUGGCCUCAUCUACGAGCUCGACGAAACAGGCGAAGAUGAAGCGAAGCUCGACGUGUACGAAGGCGUUCGCACAUCUGCCUACCAGAAGAUGUACGCCGAUGUGGUGGUCUGCCCGUCCACGUAUCCAGAAUACGUUGCCGCAUAUGAGGCCACCGGGCACAGUGUCCCGCCGUUCGCAGGGACAAAGUACGGAGACCCAAGCAAACCCGCCACGGCCAAGGGCGUGCUCGUGUAUUUCAGUGACAGGUACAUCACGGCUGGCGCACCAAAACUCGAGUACGUCAACCGGAUGAAGGCAGGAAUGUGGGACGCCUACCACCUGGGCGUUCCAGUGGGCUAUUUGGAGCGUGAUUUGAUUCCGCAUUUGGAGAACAACCGCGAAAAAGCGUCCAGUCUGGCCUCGAAGAACAAGAAGAACUGA
Molecule: messenger RNA, 660 nt
Organism: Sporothrix schenckii 1099-18
Lineage: Eukaryota; Fungi; Ascomycota; Sordariomycetes; Ophiostomatales; Ophiostomataceae
Exons: 1
Coding region: 1-660 (219 amino acids)
Molecular function (GO): gamma-glutamylcyclotransferase activity
Source: RefSeq, a predicted model, not a curated record